Messenger RNA from Lottia gigantea (owl limpet), 400 nucleotides. RefSeq lists its product as hypothetical. The record is from RefSeq and is a predicted model, not a curated record. NCBI's taxonomy places the organism in Eukaryota, Metazoa, Mollusca, Gastropoda, Lottiidae. The transcript is spliced from 2 exons. The coding region runs from base 23 to 346 and encodes 107 amino acids.
GAUUUAUAACAAAAAGAAAAAAAUGCAUCAGGUUACAGUAUCAGUUAUUUUGAUGGUCCUUGUUUCUACUGUCCAAUCUUGUAGAAUGCAAGGACAGUCGUGUACCCCUGGAGCAAGCGUUAACAAUAUUGGUAGUCCUGGCAUGGGCAUGCCAGGGAUGGGUAUGCCAGGAAUGGGCAUGCCAGGUAUGGGUAUGCCAGGUAUGGGCAUGCCAGGUAUGGGUAUGCCAGGUAUGGGAAUGCCAGGAAUGGGUAUGGGCACCCCGGGUAUGACAGCACAGAGUAGUAAAUGUUGUACUGGAUAUUGUGAUACUAUGACCUAUAAAUGUAAAGGUUCAAUGGGGUAAAACUGUUUUAUAUGCUCUGUAAAAAUCGACAAAAUAAAAUUGUCCAUCACGAUU